Molecule: messenger RNA, 4068 nt
Organism: Schistosoma bovis
Lineage: Eukaryota; Metazoa; Platyhelminthes; Trematoda; Strigeidida; Schistosomatidae
Source: the annotation of a GenBank genome assembly
GACCAGUUAGGUCUCCGUGCUUAAGGAUAAACCGUUGAAGUGUUUCGUAAGGUUCCCAAGCCUUGUUUAGGUCAUUCUCAGCGUUAGGCUAUCAGCCCUUGGUUUUGGUUACCAGAUAGUCUUAAUUUUACUCUUUUGUUAUUGUUGACUUUCGUUGGUUGCUUAGAUUGUUAGAUAUAAGUGCAUUCCAUGUGUUUGCUAUCUGGGUUUAUUUUUUUUCAUUUUAUUUACGGUUUUCCCUACUCCUGUUCACGCCCCAUCAGCACACGAAAUAAAUUCAAACUAAACGCGGAGUGCAAUGUCAUUUCCUCCCUAUUUUGCUAUCCAGGACUUCGAAGUUCAUUUUUUUUCGUGACUCAGCUGAGCUGUGUACGACUAAGUUGAAUCGAGUUUUUUUUACUUUUUACUUGACUAGAAGUUUCGAUGUAAUUGAAGACUGUCAGGCUUUUUUUACUGUUGAAGUGACUUCACUCUCAGUACUGAGAGUGAUUACGUCUACAUUUGCACAUACUUUCUAAAAUUUUAGCUGUAAUAUGCCUCGUUUUAGCAAUCCUCUAAAAAAUUGCUGUUAUUUGUAAAGGCGAUUUCGUGGAAAAUGUGAUUCUUCCAUGGGGAGUUUAAAGAUAUUGGUAUGAAGUUUACGGAAUUUGCAUUCUGUGAAUAUUUAGUAUCAUUUUUGUAAAAGAGCUUUAAGUACAUGAGGAUUCUGACUUUUUGUCUGAUUUUCACCAAAAUUUGUGCAAAUCUGUGAUUGUUUUCUUGAAAACCUCCAUAAAACUGGUCAAUUUUCUUGACAGUAAUAAGAAUGGUAGCUCGGUAUUUUCGUUGGCCAUUGCAGUAUGUAUUUCUCUCCUGAUGAUAUGCACUGAAUGUAGGAUUGCUUGUAUAUAGGAUUCCAGUCUUUGACUGCUCAGUGAAGUGACGGUUACUCAAAAUUGGAUUUAUCUGACCAUGUUUUUGAUCUUUUUUUGAUGGCUUCGGGGAUGAUAAAUUUUAGAGACACUCAAAGGAUACAAAAUGUCAGUACUCAAGUCAUUAUUCAAAGUCCACAGCGUUAGUAGGAGAUUGUCCCGAGUCCUAUAAUAAUAAGAUCGAUCUAUGUGUAUAGUCGCUCCUCAAAUGAUAUAUUAAGGAGUCCUGUAUGAAUUCCCACACUACUGUCUCAGGUAGCUCUUGCGUAAAGCUGUAACUAAAAGUAGAUUAACUAUUUAUUUGCAGUACUCUUUGUGAAUUUUCGCGUGGGUGGCAUCUGUGGUGUACAACAAAUCUGUACAGGACCAGCCUAUGUGACCUUCACGACUUCUUGGUUGGGGUCCGGAAGAUAGUGUUACACAGUGGCUUGUAAGGUUAGAAAUAGGUUGAAAUAAAUCCAGUGCUAAUGAUGCUGUAAUUUUCUUUUGCUUUUAUAAAUGUGAGAGGUGCUACUUUAACUGAAAAGAUUCUUUCUGAUAUUUUCUCAAUUGAACUGCUCCUCCCAUCAUUUUUGACUUAUUUACCUAUUUUUGUCCAUUUAUUGUUUUUUUCCAAAUUAUCACCAUUCUCCUUUUUCUAUCUCCUCACAAUCUUAUUUUCUUAUUAUUUGGAGCAUAUUUAGUUUUCUGGCUUUUUGCACCAAUAUUUAUGUGCUUAAAUAAAUAACUAAACGCACAUAUGUGGAAAUAACCUAAAAUAAAAUCUCACUGUGUUAUUUAAAAGCGAGACUUUCUUACAUAUUAUGAAUUACUAUUAAAACACGUUUUUUCCAAAGAUUGUAACAGUGGUGUCUUAGUAAUAAUGUGCUAGUGUUUGAUGUCUAAGUCUAAACAAAUGACAAAUGCCAUUCCUUAUUCCUUUACGUUCUUUAUUAUAUUUUUGGACUGGUGUGACGUCAUUUCUUCCUAACUGAGACAUGAACUUGUUUUUAUUUGUCCCAAGAGCUAUAGUAAUGCUCUCAGAAUUAUAGGAUCAAUAGUCCAAAGUAUUUCCCUAAUUUUACGUUAAAACCCCAUUAUUUACUACGCAAUUUUCGAUUUUUGUCUGGAUUGAGUAGUUGUUUUCUUUAAAAGGGGAAGAUUGCAAGUAACGUUUUGCUAGGUUCAUUUCCAUAUCCAAGAUGUAAUACCUGGAUUCAGUGCUAAAUGUAACGAAUUUCUGUUUUGGACAGCCUUUAAUCGGCUUAUGAGGUUUUGAAAUAAAAAUAAUUCUUUUGACUCUGAAGAUCCAAACCGUAUUUGUAACCACAGUGACAGGUUGAAAUUAAAAUCCAUUGUUAGGGAUCCCAAAACCAGCAAAUUAGCCCAAAUGAUAAGUCCACUUUAAAUUCAACGAAGCCCAUAAUCUGUUACAACAAAAUCACAACUUUUUGUACAGUAUAGUGAUCCUUUGCGAUAAAUUGGAGAGGUAGGACUUUCUUGUUUUUCUUAGCUCUUAAUGAUUUGACAGUCAUUUAUCGAUAGGCGUUUAUGGAAUUUCACCAUCGAGCUUUUAUGAUAAAUUGAGUAAGGCCAAUUGUUAUUCCACUUGACAUUUUUAAGCUCUAAUGCAGGUUUUUGGUUUUUAUGCUUGUAACUAGUGUGUACGCGAUGUAAUUCUGAAAGUGAAGAUUCAUCUCAUUAUUCUUGCUAGUUUCUCUCAAAGCACUUUUUUAUAUAAUAUUGUAGCUUUUGAUUUUUAAUUUUAAAGAUCGAUUCCAGUGAUAUGACUCAUCCUGGUUUAUCCAUCAUCAAGUUACCAACUACAGAUCUUGUAUCAGGUAACAACUCGACAGAAAGUGCGGGAGAAAAAGUCGCUCAGCGUGUCGUGUUAUUUCCAAAACAAAGUAACUCAGGAAGCCAACUUAUUUGGCGUGGCGCUUGUUUGCAAAGUAUUUUGAGUGAUGUGCCAAGUCAAAAUACUCAGUCCAGUGUUGGACAGCUAGGUAACAACUUUGGAGAAACCUUACAAAGAAAGAUAGUCAACAUAAACCCGUUUGAAGAUAAACCUUUAUCUUUGUCAUUGACGUCGGUUUGGAAUCAAAAUCAACAAGAUGCUACUAGCGAUGGGAUUUGUCCCCUGAAUUCAAAAAACAAAAACUUGAAGAGACCUAGGAAUGAAUCCAAUCCUAAUAAUCCUGAGGGUAACAGUGAUUCAUCUGAAGAAAAAUCACCUACAAAAGUCCGAGCAACCAAACCUCGCAUUCGGUCACAAACGAAACGUUCAGGGCGGCGAAAUGCUCCAAAACCUGUACAACAACCCCUUCUUCUAACCUUGCGACCUUUUCAUCCACCUGGAAACUUAUUACUUCCUGCAUUUGAUCUAAUGUCUAAGUUUGAUGGUUUAGUUUCAUUUGAAAAUGACAAAUUAGUAACAAAUAAUACUUCGAGUAGUUUAUCAACUAUCAAUGAAGAAAAUAUUGAAGAGACAUCAACAACGCUUAAUGCUUCUGUAUCAACUACCGGUCGGAUGAAAAGUAGUGCAGGAAUAAAUGAUAUCGACUUUGAGGAAUUUAAGCAUUACAGACGUCUCAAUGGGUAUUCACUUUUCGUACAUGUCAAUAAGAAAAAAUAUGGAUCAUUUCCAGGCUCGACACUCGUUGAUGAUACAAAUGAUGCCAAUGAUAACAUGCAAACUGGCCUUGGUAUCUCUAGUUCAGGAAAAGAAAGCCAGAAAUCCAAUCGUAGAUGGCAGGCUUUGUGGUUAACAGUGCCAGAAAAAGUUAAACGCGAAUGGAAAAACAAGGCAAAGCGUCUUUUAAAACAAAUUGAACAGCAUGGAAAACGGGAAGUUCUAUCCGAAGAUAGAAAAUUAAGAGAACGUGAUCGUUUGGAAGUUCAACUCAGUCGCACACAAACAACAUUUUAUAGUUUGCUUGAUCUGGCCGCUCAUUUCCAGCUUUUAAGUGAUCGAUUUGCAACAUUUUCUAAAAAUGUUAAUGAUUAUGAGGGACCAAUUGACCCUGUAGGUGUAGAGUCGUUACUACUCGAUGGCUUAUUAACAUGUUUAAUCCCAUUGAUUGCGCUAACAAAUGAAUUGGAGCCAUUCACAGAAGUUCCUGAUCGUAAAACUAUUUGUGACGCUUUAACCAAUUUAACUUUUAUCGCUCCAUUUUAA